Molecule: messenger RNA, 1915 nt
Organism: Silurus meridionalis
Lineage: Eukaryota; Metazoa; Chordata; Actinopteri; Siluriformes; Siluridae
Product: TNFAIP3-interacting protein 3
Exons: 7
Coding region: 296-1369 (357 amino acids)
Biological process (GO): regulation of transcription by RNA polymerase II; cellular response to lipopolysaccharide
Source: RefSeq, a predicted model, not a curated record
AGUCAUAUCAUUUCAGGGUGUUAAACUAUCACCAUGUAUUAGAGAUACAUCUACAAAAAAUAAGAUAUUUUAUUUUCUUAUCACUCUUUUUUAUCAUCAGGAUCUGGAACACUCCUAAACGCCACAUUUAGCAAAUGUACUUCCUUUUUGUAAUGUUUUGCAUUUAAGUGAAGGAAUUUAUAUUUAGACUUCCUGCUUUAGUGCCGAGUGGUUUCAGAGAUACACACUGCUGUUUGAUUGUUCCUUCGUGGAUAUAAGUUUAAAUUAUCACGAUAAAUCACUGAAAAUUUGUGCUAUGGAUGGAGGCUCAUUAUCAUCACUGUCAGAGGAGGAAUCUUCAAAACAGCUUUCUCUCCCUAAAGAGAUCAACGAAGAAAGAACCUCACUUUCACGACAAGUGGAGGAUUUGACCCGAACAGAGAGACUCAUGUCUGGAGAGGAUCAGUUAACAUUAAUCACAGAAAGCAUGUCUAUUACAUCUGCAGACCAGGAGAAACUUCAACUACUUAACAAGAACACAGAGCUCCGCAGACUCAACAAAGAGCUUAUGAAGCUAAAUGAGGACUGGGACCAUAUCUACCGCAGCACAAGUGCAGGUCUGCAGCAGCGGGUAACAGCUCUAGAGCAAGAAAGUUUGGCCCUCAAGCAACUCAACAGCAGACUCCUGAUCAAAGUGGAACAUGAACAGAAUAAAAGUGAAUACUAUGAACACACACUGAUGCAAGAGCUAAAGAAAAAUCAGCACCUUCAAGAGUACAUCCGCCUCCUAGAGAGCCGUCUUCACCAGACUGAUACCCUGAAAGAUUGGGCUUUAGGGACCCAGAACAUGUUGGGUCCACCAGAAGCACAUGUACUGGAGCGAAGUCCCAAAUCCUCCACUUACAUUGCCACAUCACUGGAACUCCGUCACAGGACCCGGUCCAGCCAAACACCCUCCGAGAGCCACGAGAAGCAGAAUGAUGCCAUCAAGGAAGUUCAGGACCUAAAAGAGCAGCUGGAAGCCUUGAGGUGCCAGACUAAAAUUUAUGAAGCAGACUAUAAAAUAGAGCACAAGGACCAUGAGCGCAUGCUUCAAGAGAACAAGAGACUCCGACGUCGUGAAGGAGAGAUGAGGCAGCAGAUGGCACUUUUGCAAGAACAGCUGAAGGUAUAUGAGGAUGACUUCCACAAGGAACGCUCAGAUAAGCAGCUCCUUCAGCGGCUUUUGAUGAAGAAAGCUCCAGCAGGGCAGGAGCCAGCACUAAUCCACCGCUGUAAUAAUGACCAAGAAAGACCAAGAGGAGAGAGGAGAAGAAUAAGAGAAGAACAAAGAGCAGCUUUCAUGUGUCCGAAACAUUGUGAGAACCCUGUGCACCUGGAGUACAAAUAAGACAUACAAAUCCAGCUCUAAAUGUGAUUUAAUUGAAGGCUAUGUGCUAAAUUUGUUGCUAUUUUUGGUUAUUCUUUUUACACAUUUAUCAGUGUAUUUAGUUUUUGUCUUUAGCACGCCAAAUAAAUAAAAACAGUUACAUCCAAAAAUUAAUAAAAAAAAAAGACACGUCAAUUAAACACCAUUGGCGUCAGUGAUUUGCCUCUAGAGGCCGCUCUUGUACUCUAUAAGGCAACACGAAAACUUUCGGUAGGGAUUUUUGCCGAUUUAACCAAAACUCCCUCACACACACAUACACACGUUUACACCUGUUUACAGGUUGAGCGUAAAAAGAUUCUGAUUCUAUCUGCAACUAUGUUACACACUGUCAGCAUAAAAUAAUUUUAAGAACGUAUUUAAAAAAGUAUGUAUCCAAGGCAUUUUAUUUAGUUUUGUUUGUUUUUAUUGUAUAUACUUUUAUUAUGCUUAAAUUGUAUAACUUUCCUUUAUAAAAAGUAAUAAAUGGUAAUAAAUGACAUUUUGUAUUAAAAAAAUAUACCAGUUUAA